Molecule: messenger RNA, 1047 nt
Organism: Salvia splendens (bonfire salvia)
Lineage: Eukaryota; Viridiplantae; Streptophyta; Magnoliopsida; Lamiales; Lamiaceae
Product: vacuolar protein sorting-associated protein 24 homolog 1
Exons: 6
Coding region: 218-886 (222 amino acids)
Biological process (GO): vacuolar transport
Source: RefSeq, a predicted model, not a curated record
CGAUGUUCAUUAAAAGCAUAUUCUUUACCUUUUUACCUUCAUGUUAUACCUUCCAUGAUUUUUAAGCUUUUUGUCAGAGUGAUAGGGAAGUAAACAUAAAGCAAAACGCUGCGUAAUCGCAAGCGUGGUGAAUCAGAAUCUGAUUUUCCAUCAGAAUUGAUCUCCAAUAAAGAACAAGCAGAAGCGGGGAAGAAGGAAAAUAAAUAGAAGAAAAAAAAUGGAAAAAGUGAUGAAUGUAUUGAAGCCGAAGCCCAAUCCACAGCAAUUGCUACGAGAUUGGCAGCGUCGCCUCCGCCAAGAGUGCCGCAAUAUUGAACGCCAAAUCCGAGAUAUACAGAGGGAAGAGAAGAAUGUGCAGAAAGCGAUCAAAGAGGCAGCUAAGCGGAAUGACAUGGGUUCAGCUAAGGCGCUUGCAAAAGAACUUGUGAGAUCUCGGAAAACUGUGAAUCGCCUUUAUGAGAACAAGGCUCAGUUGAAUUCGAUAUCAAUGCAUCUCGGAGAAAGUGUUGCUGUCGCUCGAACUGUGGGACAUUUGUCCAAAAGUGCUGAAGUGAUGAAGAUGGUCAAUAACCUGAUGAAGGCUCCACAAAUGGCUGUGACAAUGCAAGAAUUUAGUAAAGAAAUGACCAAGGCUGGUGUGAUUGAGGAGAUGGUCAACGAGGCCGUUGAUGAUGCACUGGAUUCUGAGGAUAUUGAAGAGGAGACCGAGGAAGAAAUCGACAAGGUUCUAACAGCCAUUGCUGGAGAGACUGCCGCACAACUUCCUGAAGCCGUUAGGAAGCAGAAACUAAAGCAACCUGCCACGAGCGAGGACGUAGAGGAAAAUGUCGAUGACGAGGAAGAGAUGGAAGAGAUACGAGCUCGGCUUGCCAGAGUUCGUUCCUAGGUCCUGACCUCACUCAAAUCUAGCCAUUCGAUAAAAUCACACAACUAUGCAAAAAUAUGAUUCUUGAUGUCAUAUAUGUAUGAGAAAGAAAUAUCCUUGCGUCUUCAAGAUUUCAUCUUUGUACACAUAUUGUCCUUUUUACAUGUCUCUUUUAUUAUCAA